Molecule: messenger RNA, 2365 nt
Organism: Hordeum vulgare subsp. vulgare (domesticated barley)
Lineage: Eukaryota; Viridiplantae; Streptophyta; Magnoliopsida; Poales; Poaceae
Product: probable methyltransferase PMT18
Exons: 6
Coding region: 213-2102 (629 amino acids)
Cellular component (GO): trans-Golgi network; cytoplasm; endosome
Molecular function (GO): methyltransferase activity
Source: RefSeq, a predicted model, not a curated record
CCCCCUUUCUUCUCCAACCAAUCCAAUUCUUCGGGGCCGCCGCCACCGCCACCGCCACCGCCGUCGCCGCCGGAUUGCUUCCUCGCCUCGUCCGUCCGUCGACACUGCUGCAGCCAGUGCCAGGGGAAAGCGCCGAGGGUGAAAGUGGGGUGCGCCGCCCCCCUGGAGCUCGCUACAGGGGAAGAGGUUCAUUGCCCAAGGAGCAGGGCGGGAUGCGCCACCCGGAAUUCCAGAGGAUGCGCGUGACGCUGGCGAUCGGCGUGGUCGGCCUGUGCGCAACGGCGUACAUCCUCGGCGCCUGGCAAGGCACCUCGUCCGCCAUAAAGGCCGCCCCCCGGCCCGUGUACGCCAAGACGCAGUGCGGUGACACCCCCUCACAAACCCCCAGCAAUGCUUCAGACACCAUCAGCAUCGCGUCGGUGCCGUCCUCAGGCGCCCGUCUCGAUUUCCAGGCACACCACCGGGUGGCCUUCAACGAGUCGUCGCGAGCGACGGAGAUGAUCCCGCCGUGCCAGCUCAAGUACAGCGAGUACACCCCCUGCCAUGACCCGAGGAGGGCGAGGAAGUUUCCAAAGGCGAUGAUGCAGUACAGGGAGAGGCACUGCCCCACGAAAGAAAAUUUGCUCCGGUGCUUGAUCCCUGCGCCUCCGAACUACAAGAACCCCUUCACGUGGCCGCAGAGUCGGGACUACGCCUGGUAUGACAACAUUCCACACCGGGAGCUGAGCAUCGAGAAGGCCGUCCAGAACUGGAUUCAGGUUGAGGGCGACAAGUUUAGAUUCCCCGGUGGUGGCACGAUGUUCCCGCAUGGUGCUGAUGCUUAUAUCGAUGAUAUCGAUGCCCUCAUACCGUUAACUGACGGAAACAUCAGAACUGCACUUGAUACAGGAUGUGGGGUGGCAAGCUGGGGUGCUUUUCUUCUGAAGAGGGGCAUCAUCACCAUGUCAUUUGCACCAAGGGAUUCACAUGAGGCACAGGUACAGUUUGCCUUAGAGAGGGGAGUGCCGGCUAUGAUUGGAGUGAUCGGAACCGAAAGAAUCCCUUACCCUGCUAGAGCAUUCGACAUGGCACACUGCUCUAGAUGUUUGAUCCCAUGGAACAAGCUUGACGGUUUAUAUCUACUUGAAGUAGACAGGGUUCUAAGACCAGGAGGCUACUGGAUCCUCUCCGGCCCUCCAAUCCGUUGGAAGAAGCACUACAAGGGGUGGCAGAGAACAGAGGAAGACCUGAAGCAAGAGCAAGAUGAGAUUGAGGACCUAGCAAAGCGCCUUUGCUGGAAGAAGGUGGUAGAGAAAGAUGACCUUGCUGUAUGGCAGAAACCUAUCAACCACAUGGAGUGUGCUAAUAAACGGAAGGCCGACGAAACUCCGCAGUUUUGCAACAGCAGCGAUGUGGACUCUGCUUGGUAUAAGAAGAUGGAGACAUGCAUAUCUCCUCUGCCGGAAGUGCAAACCGAGGAAGAAGUUGCUGGUGGAGCCCUCGAGAACUGGCCACAAAGAGCGCUCGCAGUCCCCCCAAGAAUAACCAAAGGUUUAGUAUCAGGCCUCACCCCUGAGAAGUUCGAAGAGGACAACAAGCUGUGGGCUGAGAGGGUGGAUCACUACAAGAAACUGAUUCCCCCACUGGCCAAGGGGCGAUACAGGAACGUGAUGGACAUGAACGCAGGGAUGGGUGGUUUCGCUUCUGCGCUGAUGGAAUAUCCGCUCUGGGUGAUGAACGUGGUGCCUUCAGGUUCUGCCCCUGACACCCUUGGUGUCAUCUACGAGCGGGGGUUCAUUGGAACGUACCAUGACUGGUGUGAGGCUUUCUCGACGUAUCCCAGGACGUAUGACCUCAUCCACGCUGAUAAAGUCUUCAGCUUUUAUCAGGACAGGUGUGACAUAACAUACAUUCUCCUGGAGAUGGACCGGAUUUUAAGGCCUGAAGGGACGAUGAUCUUCAGGGAUACUGUGGAGAUGUUAUUGAAGAUACAGGCCAUCACCGACGGCAUGCGAUGGAAGAGCCGGAUCAUGGAUCAUGAAUCCGGGCCGUUCAACCCUGAGAAGAUUCUUGUGGCCGUCAAAACUUACUGGACUGCGGAGGCUGCCCAAAAGCAGCAAUAGCUAUCGCCUUCCUUAGUUGUUCGACGUCAUCUGCUGCAAAAGUUCAGACAGAAAACCUUUUUGUCGAGUCUUCAUCGCCGGUUCUCUGUUAGCUUCAGGAUAUAUCUGUAUAUAGUAGGUGGGAAUUCGCUGUAUCAUCAUCGAUUUAAUUUUGUGGUCUCUGACUCGUGAGUUGCAUUGCGUGACACGACGUAGUGGUGUAUACGAUGGUAUUCAGUCAACCGUUGGAAGAAGAUAUUUGCUCAUAGUUUUGAGCAGAUGAA